GUGAUAGCUUGUGCUCUAAUCUCAGUCAACAAAGAUAACUGUCUUUUUUUUGCUCUCAUUGCUGCAAGAAAUCUGAUGUAAAAAAAAUGGCAUACAAUCUUCAAUCUCUCAUCACCAUCCUACAACAAAUCCUACAUCCUCAACAAACCCACUGGACUUUUGAUCACAACAAACCCCAACUCCAAUCCCUCCUCCACAAAGCUCAAUCUCUGAUCCAGAUUCUUGAAAAUUCUCCACACACCAAAGCAGCAAGUCUGGAAAGCCAAAUCAGAGAUGUAGUGUAUAAAACAGAAGACAUCAUUGAAUCACAGAUGCUUCAUCAAAUGCUCUCCAACCCAGAAAGCCAGAUCUUGACCUUCUCCACACCAGAUCUGCAACAACUAACUCAACAGCUUGAUUCUGCGCUGGCUUUCUUGCAUGAUCUGACACCAGAUUUGCUGGUGGAAUGUGAGGAAAAGAGUGCUUCUUCUUCUUCUUCCCUGAGGUUUAAGGGAGAUUUAGUGGGAGUUGACGAAGAUCUGUUGCAAUUGAAGGAUCGUCUCACGAAUGUGGAGAGGAAGCUGGAGAUCGUCCCCAUCGUUGGUAUGGGAGGUAUCGGUAAGUCCACCCUUGCUCGGAAUAUUUAUGAAGAUCCGUGUAUUGUGUCUCACUUUGAUUAUCGGGGAUGGGCUGCGAUUUCGCAAGUUCCCAACAUGCGGGAAAUUCUGUUUAGUCUUCUUCGUGGCCCGAGUGAAAAGGUCAGCGAUGAACUGGCUGGAUGCGGAGAUUAUGAGUUGAGAGAUAUAUUGUAUAAGCGGUUGUUUGAGCGAAGAUACCUGAUCGUGUUGGAUGAUAUAUGGAGCACAAAAGUCUGGGAUGUGAUAAGGAUGGGAGUCGAAUUGUGAUCACCACUAGAGAGUCUGAUGUGGCGGAACAUGUUGCAGGCUCGAAGAGUCUACAUCAUGUGCGGUUGCUAGAUGAGUUUGCGAGUCGGGAUUUACUUUGCCAGAUUGUGUUUGGGGAAGAGGAUUGCCCUGGCGAAUUGCAACUGGUGGCGGCUACGAUUGGGAGCGAUUGCAGUGGGCUUCCUCUUGCCAUUCAUGUGAUCGGAGGGCUCUUGUCAAAGGUCGAAAGAUCAAGAGAUGUUUGGUAUAGUUUUUCAACAGAUGUAAAAGCUUCAAUUGUUGAAUCGGACGAGCAUUUCUCCAGUAUACUUUCCUUGAGUUAUAACCACUUACCGAUUCGCUUGAAACCAUGUUUCUUGUAUAUGGGAGCUUUUCCAGAAGAUUACGAGAUUAAGGGAUCUAGACUUAAGAGUAUGUGGAUAGGCGAAGGAUUUGUGAAAUAUAAUGGAGAUAAGAGUUUGGAGGACGAGGCCGAGGAUUACUUAAAAGCUCUGGUGGAGAGGAAUCUACUUUUCGUUAAACGAAAAAAGAAGAAUGGGAAACCAAUGAGUUACUCAAUCCAUGAUCUUUUGAGGGAUCUAUGCAUAAGAAAGGCUAACGAGGAGAAGUUUUUAAACGUCAAGAAUUCCUUGCGCCGUGUUAGUAUUCUCUCACCAUUUGGAAUAGAAGAUGUGUGUGCUUCACCCCGAUUGAUAUCAAGUGUUCGAUCUUUUAUAUGCGCGGAAAAUUGGUUUUUAUCUCCUAUCUUUUCCGCAUUAAGAUUGAUUCGGGUGCUAGAUGUAAUGAGCAAGGUUUUCCAAUUGGAAUAUCAAGAUUGCGGAAUAUGCAAACCUUGAUUUGUCAACAACCGACAACGCUUGGUUUGCCAUCUGAGAUAUGGGAGAUGUCUGAGUUAAGACAUCUUAAGUUGUACACACCAAUUGAAAUUGGGAAUGGAUACAACACAAGAUGUGCUUGUAAGAAACUGCAGACGAUUUACUUUGUGAGGAUAACUCCUUCUCUGAUUAGGAGUGGUUUCUUUGAGAUCAUCCCAAAUGUCAUAAAGUUAGGAAUCUAUUACAUCGACUCACCCGACACUGAAGUUGAUCUUAGCCAUCUCCACAAACUCGAAAAGUUAAGAUGCGAAUCUGAGUUGAAUAAAGACGGUAGCCGUUUUCUGCACCAACUCAGAUUUCCAUGUAAUAUUAGAAAGUUGAUUCUAGUUGGUUGUGUGGUGUUCCGGAGUUUCUUGACAACUCUAUGUGCGCUACAGAAUCUGGAAGUGCUCGUAAUAAGCGGUUGUGUGUUUGAAAGAGACGGGGAGGCAGAGGAAGAAGCGUGGGAGGUGACAGAAGGAGAUGAGUUUCGUUCGCUGCUAUGUCUGCGCCUCAUUUUCUUAAAUAUAGUGCACUGGAGAGCUGAUGAGACCAACUUCCCUAUUCUCCGGGAGUUGUAUGUAACCGGAUGCAAUGAUUUAGAGGAAAUCCCAUGCGACGUUGGAGAUAUCCCGACCCUCCAAGUAAUUGGCAUAAGUAGAUGUCGCGCUUCUGUCGUGGCCUCAGCACAACAAAUUCAGAAGACGCAACAAGAGGAGUACGAAAACUGCGACCUCAAAGUGGUUAUAGAAUAUUAGAAGCAAAAAGGUACAAAUGCUAAACUCCAAGCAAUCAAAAGUAUGCUACAUUUGUUCAUAUACAACACAGUCUAGUCCUUAAUAUUCAUUUUAAACUUACAUGUAUCGUUGGUAUACUUACUUGAUCAAGACUUGUGUGUGACUUUUGUAUGGUGUAACUGUUGAGACAUCUGAAGAUCUUUGUUUUUCUGUGGAAAUUCAUUUGGAUGACUGUUUGUUACAAAGAAGGAUGCAAACUAACUAGUCAGUUGGUUUUGUGAUUUUGCAUCCUUUGUUUUUAAUUUGGCAUCUCUGUAUAUUUUUAUUUUCCAACCAUUGCUCUGUGAUUCAGAUCUCCAAUUUUUUUAUUAGAAUUGAGAGUAUGUUGAGAUUACUCAUAUGGAAGGGAUAAAUAGAAAUGCAGAGAAAUUAUCAUUUCAUUUA
Salvia hispanica is the source of this 2919-nucleotide messenger RNA. Lineage: Eukaryota; Viridiplantae; Streptophyta; Magnoliopsida; Lamiales; Lamiaceae. The record is from RefSeq and is a predicted model, not a curated record.